Oryctolagus cuniculus (rabbit) is the source of this 420-nucleotide messenger RNA. Lineage: Eukaryota; Metazoa; Chordata; Mammalia; Lagomorpha; Leporidae. The record is from RefSeq and is a predicted model, not a curated record.
GAAAUUUUUAAAAAUUUUCUCGCCUCUCUGGGCUUGGACCUUGGUGGCGGCGCUAUGGCGAAACGCACCAAGAAGGUCGGGAUCGUGGGUAAAUACGGGACCCGCUAUGGCGCCUCCCUCCGGAAGAUGGUGAAGAAGAUUGAGAUCAGCCAGCAUGCCAAGUACACUUGCUCCUUCUGCGGCAAAACCAAGAUGAAGAGACAAGCCGUGGGGAUCUGGCACUGUGGCUCCUGCAUGAAAACAGUGGCUGGUGGUGCCUGGACAUACAACACCACUUCUGCUGUCACAGUGAAGUCUGCGAUCAGAAGACUGAAAGAAUUGAAAGACCAGCAGAGGUGCCAUAUGAGACAUCAGCAGCCUAUAAUAAAUGGGUUAAUUUAUAUAAAAAUUUUUUUUUCUCAAUAGUCAUCUGAACUACUU